GUCGAGCAACACGUCAGGAUUUCAGUGGCAGGGAAGGCAGCUCUCCAUGUUGCGGCGCUGCGUGGCAGUGGGAACCGAUCUGCCACUGGCUGGCUGGCUGGCUGCACAACAAACGCACGCGUGGCUUUAGUCGUGAACGGCCUUAACACUUGGCACUUACAUUCGGCGAGAAGCAGCGGCGAGUCUCGGACGAAGCUACCUGCUGCAGAGCGACUUUGCGCCGCGUCCUACACCCAGGAGGACAAGGUGUGGGGGGGGGAUCGCUCCUGUGACCGGGCUGAAUGUGGUCGCUUUGAUCGGUGCAGUUAUUCCUAGAGUCAGUGGCUUGGGCUGUUUUGAAGCGAUUGGACGCGGACAGAGAGAGCGGUGGACCGCAGCAGCAACACAAGAAGCCGUGAAUGCGAUGCCCGAGCUGGAAAGAAAACCCCAGCUUCAAGUCUAGAGAAGAAAACAGUGGACUGUCUCUGCAGGAUUGCGACUUUGGCUUAGCCCGGUGAAAUGUAGUGCUUCGCUCCUCCCAAAGCCGGAUUUAUUGUUUCCUCAAGGUUUCUUUCUGUAGUCGGAUCUCCGCUGCUGCAGUCAUGUUUAGGAACAGCUUGAAGAUGCUACUGACGGGGGGGAAGGCCAACCGCAAGAGUCGCAGCAGCGAUGGUGGGAGCGACGAUUUUGGAGACCCCCGCUCACCCAGUUUGGACCCUCAUCUGAGCCACAUUGGCCAAGGUGGCAGCAUAGACAGCGACUGUGCCUUUGAGGGAGACUACGCCAUUCCCCCGCUCUCCAUGACCGAGGGCAUGCAGCACAUUCGGAUCAUGGAGGGCGUGUCGCGCUCUUUGCCUUCCUCCCCACUGCUCGCCCACCAGGCCAUCGGUGUCAGGCUGCAGCCGGUGAAGAAACUCACAGCCCCACUGCGGAAAGCAAAGUUUGUGGAGAGCCCUCGCAUUCCACAAUCAGAGCUUGGCUCCCCUACACACACCUCUGCUACUGCCAAGAAUACAGACCUGGACACAUACUUCCCUGGGGAGUCAAGCCAUGAGCUGGGGCCCCCUCCGUCCGUGGAUGAGGCAGCCAACACAUUGAUGACGCGACUGGGUUUCCUUCUGGGAGACAAAGUGAGUGAGGGGCCAGCUGGUACGCAGUACAGCAUGGAGGAACCCGAGGCGAGACAGGGCCAGAACCAGAGGAUCAGCCCCUGCUCCACCCUGACCAGCAGCACUGCCUCUCCGCCUGCAGGCAGCCCCUGCUCCACCCUCCCCACGGCCAUGCCGGGCCAGGCCGGCAACAAGGACUGCGCCUACGGUUCUGUCACCAGCCCCACCUCAACACUGGAGAGCAGAGACAGCGGCAUUAUAGCUACUCUGACGAGCUACUCGGAGAACAUGGAGCGAGGCGGCAAAUACAGCGAGGGCUCACGAGGGAACCUGAAGUUGUGGCAAUCCCAGAAAUCAGGCAUGGACUCGUUCCUGUACAGGGUGGAUGAAAACAUGACCGCCUCCACCUUCAGCCUGAACAAAAUCCCUGAACGCAACCUGGAGAGCAUGUCCUCCCAUUCUGCCCACUCCAUCCCUUUGUACCUCAUGCCCCGUCCCAAUUCUGUGGCCGCUACAAGUUCAGCCCACCUAGAGGACCUGGCGUACCUGGAUGAUCAGAGGCACACUCCAUUACGCACCUCGCUGCGCAUGCCGAGGCAGAGCACCACCUGCGGGCCGGGUCGCUCCGGGCAGGACCUGAGAGCUUCUGCAAAUAACACCCAUGCCUGGCAAUCUCAGUCACUGCGUUUUGCACCUUAUCGGCCUCAGGACAUCGCUCUCAAACCUCUGCUGUUCGAAGUACCCAGCAUCACCAUGGACUCUGUCUUCACGGGACGCGAGUGGCUCUUCCAAGAGGUCGACGCCCACCUCAACAACCCCAACGGCGGUAGCAACCACGGCGUCGUGAUCGUGGGCAACAUCGGCUUCGGCAAGACGGCGAUCAUCUCCCGGCUGGUGGCGCUGAGCUGCCACGGCACCCGCAUGAGGCAGAUCGCCUCGGACAGCCCGCAGGCCUCUCCCAAACAUGGAGAGGGGCUCCCUCUCACGCAGCCCCAACCCACGCACGGCACCCUAGGAGGAGGCAGCUGUCCUGGAACCCCUGAGAUGAGGCGACGUCAGGAAGAGUCCAUGAGGAGGCUGGCGUCACAAGUGGUGGCCUAUCACUACUGCCAGGCAGAUAACGCCUACACCUGCCUGGUGCCGGAGUUUGUGCACAACGUCGCAGCCUUGUUGUGCCGCUCACCGCACCUGGUCGCCUACAGGGAGCAGCUUCUGAGGGAACCGCAACUGCAGAGCGUCCUGAGUCUGCGCUCCUGCGUCCAGGACCCCUUGGCUUCCUUCAGAAGAGGGGUCCUGGAGCCCCUGGAUGCACUUUACAAAGAAAGAAAAAUCAACUCUGAGGAGGACCUCAUUAUCCUCAUCGACGGCCUCAAUGAGGCUGAGUUCCACAAGCCGGACUACGGAGACACCGUUGUUUCCUUCCUCACCAAAACCAUUCACAAGUUCCCUCCCUGGCUCAAACUAGUGGUGACGGUCAGAACAACGCUACAGGAGAUCACCAACGCGCUGCCGUUUCAUCGCAUCUCCCUGGACAGCCUGGAGGAGAACGACGCCAUAGACCAGGACCUGCAGGGCUACAUCCUGCACCGCAUCCACAGCAGCCCCGAAAUCCAGAACAACAUUUCGCUUAAUGGCAAGAUGGACAACACCACCUUUGGCAAGCUCAGCGGCCACCUGAAGGCCCUGAGCCAGGGGUCCUACCUGUACCUCAAGCUCACCUUUGACCUCAUUGAGAAGGGCUACCUUGUUCUCAAAAGUUCCAGCUAUAAGGUGGUUCCAGUAAACCUAGCAGAGGUGUACCUGCUGCAGUGCAACAUGCGCUUCCCCACACAGUCGUCGUUCGAGCGGGCGCUUCCCCUUCUCAACGUGGCCGUGGCGUCGCUCCAUCCGCUGACGGACGAGCAGAUAUACCAGGCCAUCAACGCUGGUUCGCUGCAGGGCACACUGGACUGGGAAGACUUUCAGCAGCGUGUCGACAACCUGUCAGUCUUCCUCGUGAAGAGGAGGGAUGGCACCAGGAUGUUUGUUCACCCUUCCUUCAGGGAGUGGCUGAUCUGGAGAGAAGAGGGAGAAAAGACAAAGUUCCUCUGCGACCCGAGGAGCGGACACACCCUGCUGGCCUUCUGGUUCUCUCGCCUGCAGAACAAGCUGAACAGACAGCAGACCAUCGAGCUGGGCCAUCACAUCCUCAAAGCACAUAUCUUUAAGGGUCUCAGCAAGAAAGUCGGCGUCUCAUCGUCUAUCUUGCAAGGUUUGUGGAUAUCUUACAGCACAGAGGGUCUUUCUGCAGCGCUCUCAUCACUCAGAAAUCUCUACACUCCCAACAUCAAGGUGAGUCGGCUUCUGAUGCUGGGCGGUGCCAACGUGAACUACCGCACGGAGGUGCUGAAUAACGCCCCCAUCCUCUGCGUCCACUCCCAUUUGGGCUACAUGGACAUGGUGGCUCUGCUGCUUGAGUUUGGUGCCUUCGUGGACGCCCAGUCUGAAAACGGCCUCACACCGCUUGCCUACGCUGCUGCCGGCGGACACAUGGCCAUCGUCACUGCACUUUGUCGCAAGAGAGCAAAGGUGGACCAUCUGGACAAGAACGGCCAAUGCGCCCUGGUUCACGCGGCCUUGAGGGGCCACAUGGAGGUGGUGAAGUUCCUCAUCCAGAGUGACUGGAACGUGGGCUCACAGCAGCAGCAACAACAGUCACCGCAGGCACAGCAGCAGGCAGCCUUCACCAAGAGCCAAGCAGUCCAGCAGGCGCUGGUCGCUGCAGCCAGCAUGGGCUACACAGAGAUUGUUUCCUACCUGCUGGACCUGCCAGAGAAAGAUGAAGAGGAAGUGGAGCGUGCUCAGAUCAAUAACUUUGACACCCUGUGGGGAGAGACAGCUCUGACGGCAGCCUCGGGUCGCGGGAAGCUGGAGGUUUGCCGCCUCUUAUUGGAGCAGGGCGCCGCCGUGGCUCAGCCCAACAGACGAGGCAUUGUUCCACUCUUCAGCGCCGUCAGACACGGACACUGGCAGAUUGUAGACCUCCUUCUGACUCAUGGAGCCGACAUCAACAUGGCUGAUAAGCAGGGUCGCACGCCUCUAAUGAUGGCCGCCUCAGAGGGACAUCUGGGAACGGUGGAGUUUUUACUCUCCCAAGGAGCUUCUCUGUUGCUGAUGGAUAAGGAGGGUCUGACUGCACUGAGUUGGGCCUGUCUGAAAGGACAUUUACCUGUGGUCCGCUACCUAGUGGAGAGCGGCUCUGCCACUGACCACGCAGACAAGAACGGACGCACGCCCCUUGACCUAGCAGCUUUCUACGGUGACUCUGACGUGGUCCAGUUCUUGGUCGACCACGGGGCCAUGAUAGAGCAUGUCGACUACAGUGGCAUGCGUCCUCUGGACCGAGCAGUGGGCUGCAGAAACACGUCGGUAGUGGUGGCCCUGCUCAAGAAAGGAGCCAAGAUUGGAUGUCAGACGCUGCCCAGUCGGCCCCGAGGUCCAGCCACGUGGGCCAUGGCCACCUCAAAACCUGACAUCAUGAUCAUCUUACUCAGCAAGCUCAUUGAGGAGGGGGAUAGCUUCUACAAGAAGGGGAAGGUAAAGGAGGCGACUCAACGUUACCAAUACGCUCUGAAAAAGUUUCCACGUGAAGGCUUCAGUGAGGACCUCAAGACAUUCAGGGAACUCAAAGUAUCACUGUUCCUCAACCUGUCCCGAUGUCGGAGGAAAAUGAAUGACUUUGGGAUGGCUGAGGAAUUUGCUACCAAGGCACUUGAACUGAAACCAAAAUCGUAUGAAGCCUAUUAUGCCAGAGCACGUGCCAAACGUAGCAGCAGACAAUUUCCUGAAGCCUUAGAGGACCUAAAUGAAGCCAUAAAACUAUGUCCAAAUAACAGAGAAAUUCAGCGACUCCUUCAGAGGGUGGAGGAGGAAUUUCAUCAGCUGAACCAGGAAGAACACCAGCAGCAGGACAUGGAAUUGGAGCCUCCACCUUCACCUCCCCCAACACCCCCUCCAGAGGAGGAGGAGUCCCUGUCCCUGUCCAUGCCUCUUCCCCCUCCACCUGAGCCCCGCCUGGAGGACAUGGAGCCUGUCCAGGACCUAUUUGAGGAUGAGGACUACUUAGAGCAGGAGCUGGAGGCUAUGUCUUUGGCACUACCUCCUCCAGAAUCUCUCACCAAUCCGUCAAGUCUUCCCAUCAUACAAAGCCCACCUCUCUCCCCCACACACCCGGAUCAGAUUUAUUUAGCUGGGGGUUCACCCAUGGGUCAGCCUUAUGAAUACCUCCCAACCUCCUCCUCUAUGUCCUCCCCAACUCGAGGUUCAUACCAGCCCCCAUCGCCCUCUCUCUCUCCGACUCAUCAAAACUCCCACUACCGACACAGCCCUCCUCACACUUCUCCAGUGCACCAACAGUCCUACCGCUUCAGCCCACCUCCGAUGGGCAUCGGAGGUCAAGGGAUGGAUCACCAGAGCCCACCGCCUUCUCCUUUACGUCGGGCUGCUCAGUACAGAGCUAGUCCGCCGUUGGAAAGUGUGUGCUUGUACAGAUCGCAAUCUGGGUCUCCGGUGCGCUACCAGACAGAGCAGCUCCCUGGACGACCCAAAUCUCCCCUUUCCAAGAUGAGCAGCCAGCGUUCAUUCCAGCUGACCUCACAGCCAUCGAUAUCCUCCCAGCAUCACCAAGCCCAAGGUCUUCGCCUCCAACCCUCUAUCGCCCAAAUCGUCCGCACAAACCAGCCCAAUGUCUUGGGCAACAGCUUUAGUGGUCCAAUGGGCCACUCCAUUGGUGGUCGCUAUCAGGGGGGCUCAGUGGAUGUGGAGAGCCGCCUGGUGUACCAGCCGUCCCUGGACGGGCGGUCCAUGCCCCAGGCCAGCCUCAGCUCUGGGGCCCUCUGUCAGCACGGCGGCCGAGGAGGGGUCAUGGAGUCAAACCUGUUGAAAGAUGAGCUACCCCAGCGCCCCUCCUCUGCCUACCGCGCCAGCAGUGGGGGUCCGGCGGGCAUCCGUUACAGCCAGACACCUCAGAUAAGCCGCAGCCAGUCUGCAGCCUACUACCCAGUCUCUGAACACGUACUGGAGCGUGCAAACGCCAUGCCUCCCUGUCAGCUGGGCUCUCCUGAGAUCCCCCACAUGGUGAGACGUCCUGUGAGUGCCAAUACUACUGAGAUGAAGCAGCAUGUGCCCACCCCAAGGCCUCUCAUCCAUUCUCAGAGUGUAGGCCUGCGAUUCUCCCCCUCUAGCAACAACAUCUCAGCUGGGUCUACUUCCAACAUAGCUCAGGCCUUUAGGCCCUCCGCGUCUAUUCAGCAAAUGGAGAUUCCCUUGCAAGCUACAUAUGAGCGCACCUGUGACGACAUCUCCCCGAUUUCUCCCUCUCAGAGUGGUGGUCUAUAUCAGGGCGAAACCACCCGCUCCAGGAAUACUCCUUUCAUGGGGAUCAUAGACAAGACCGCUCGGACUCAACAGUACCUGCAUCAGCCCGGACGGUCCAGGCCCAUGACCUCCAUGGAUUCUGCUAUUAGCCCGACCUCCCCUGGGCAGCUAGUCCAGCAGGGCUCCACCUACAGUCCCCCAGCAUCUCUGGGCAACAUCGCCUACUACAACAAGACCAACAAUGCCCAAAAUGGACACCUGUUGGAGGAGGACUACUACUCCCAGACCCAACCCUCCUCACUGGGAAAGUUGGCCAAUGGAUCUCGUGGCACUAGUGAUAUUCUGGAACGGGUCAGCCAGGUGCCCACCUACCCUGACGUGAAGGUGGCGAGGACUCUGCCAGUGGCACAGGCCUACCAGGACAACAUGUACCGCCAGCUGUCACGUGACUCCCGGACCCAAGGCCCCACCUCCCCCAUCAAACCAAAGAGACCAUUUGUGGAGUCGAAUGUGUGAGUGGACAGUUUGGACUUGGCGCGUCAGUAGAAGUGAGGCUGGAACAAGAAUAUUUAUCUAAAAUAAAAACAACAACAAAAUGUGACAUGUGAUCUGUGUAUGUGUCCUGGACAAACUCAUGCAAAAGAACUCUUAAGAGACAACUCCAGUCAAAGAGAGAAAACCACAUUUAGGCUUUUAGACACUAUCCUAUGUGAAAAAAACAUAACUGAUACUGAAAUGAUCAUUUCAUCAUCAUCAUCAUCAUCAUAAUCUGCACACAGGCUGAACAACAGAACGUUUCUGAGUUCUCAUUUCAUUCUUUGACCAGUGCACUUCCAAGACUUAGAGUGGCACAACGCGACCACAAGUGACCACCCCAGAUGGGACUGAAAGAGUGACCGUGCUCCUCAUCAGACUCUGCUCGUGGACUCUCUGCUCAUCUUAAGUUCUUUCAAAGUGUGCUCUUAACCAAGGUUGCUGUGUAGGCUCUAUUCUAUAUACUACAAUAUUAUCUGUUCAAUACUGUACAUUGCUCCGACAAAGCAAAAGGUUCUACGACUCAGUACUUAGAGAAAAAUGACAAUAUUUAUAAUUAAGUUAUAUAUUGUACAUAGAAAAUAAAGCAAAGAAUAGUUUGCAUUUUAAAUUUUAUUCUGUUAGCCCUGCUACUGUGUCACACUGCUAGUCAUGCGGAGGUGGAAAAAUUGACCAAUGCCGAAAAAUGAGGGACAGGCAAGCUUUGAUACGUUGUUGUUUCAAAAGAUGCAAACAACUGCUUAAAAUCGCAAACUAUUUAAGUUUGAAGUUGAUUUAUUCUUUGUGGAGGGGCCUAAAAUGAUCAUGUAUAGACAGCAUGUUUUACAUUUCAGAUUUUUUUAACACAAAAAACAAAACAAAGGAUUGAUAAUAUGUCCCAAAAUGAGACUUUAUCAGAACAGGCUGAUAAUUAAAAUUCUCACUCAGAUGAUCAAAAAAAGGUCAGGCUGCAACUUCUGUGUGGAUUUAUGCAUGCUAAAAACAAAUCUAAAUUUUAUCUUUUAAUUGGCAACAUAUCUGUUACAACGGGUGUAGAAAUGUACUCUCAGUCCUGUAUAACUGUCUGGAUAUUGUGACGUUAAAAAAAGUAGCCCAUUUUCAAAGCUUUUGCAUAAUGAAAUUAAAAACUGAAUAUAUUUUAGGGACAUUUUUUUUUAGAUAAAAAGCUGCAAUAACCUGGUUGCACAUGUGUGAACAUCUUUAAAGUAAUUCUUUGAGACUUUUUUUUUUUUUUUUAUAUAUAACUGUACAGUGUUCAGUAUUCUUGAUAUUAGUCAAUUCUAAAAGUUCUCUAAAUCUGUCAGAUUGUGAAGACAUCUCUUGUCCACAGUUCUCUUAAGAUUUUAUGUCUGAUUUAGUUCUGGAUUCUGGCUCAGCCGUUCCAAAACUUUACUUUUCAUCAGGUGAAGUCAUCCUUUUCUUUGGACUCACUAUGAUAUUGAAAAUCGGAAUGUAUCUUCAUUUUAGCUACCAGAUAUCUAAAGAUUUGAGGUCACAACUGACUGAUUUAUAAUCUCAUCCACAUUCUCAAAACAUUUCCUUCUUAAGAGAAGCAACACCCUAGCAAAGGAUGUGGCCCAAAAGCUGAAUUUUGUUUUUUAUUUUUUUUCCAUUAAUCUACAAUGUUUUGCCAACGGCUCUAAUGUUUAAAGUAAUCUCUUGAUUUUACCAUUUUUUUCAGACUGGAAGUAGUAACAUUUUGGAGUGGCCCAGCCAGAAACCCAACUUGAAUCUAAUGGAGUGAGCUAAGCAUUAGGGUGAUUGCAAAGAGAACUUUCCAACUCAAAGCAGUUGCACAUCACCAAAGAUAAACCAUGAAGAUGCUAGUGGAAACAUGCAAAAACCUGCUGAGUAAUUAUAAAAAGACUUUAUUUGCUUUACUGCCUAUAUAGAAAUGUUUUGCCUUGCUAAGCUAAAAGGGCCUUAAUAUUUUUUAUACAUUUUGGAGUAAAAUUUGAAUAAAUGUCGAUAGUUGUUUCCCCAAGAUGAUACUCAAUUUAUGUUGCAUUCAAAAUAGUUGAUUGUGAAAGUAAAUUCAAUAACACUGAAUGCUGAAAUUGACGAGUCAAAGAAAGCAUUUGUCUAAAGCUGAACACGCUUAUGCCACCAGGAUUUUUUUAGGUGUUUUUAUUUCCAAACAGAUUAGUUUAUUUUUCUGUUCAGUAGAGCAGGGACGUGUGGCAUUGUACACAGGAAAGGUUUUGAAAAGCGACAUUUUUUAACGUAAUUAAAACCAGACUUUUCUAAAGAGUCAUAAUAUUUCCACUGUCCAUAAAGCUAUUUGGCUGCAGUCUGUUAGCUAUUCAUUAUUAAUUAGUGGCUCUAAUUGUUGGAAUUACACAACAGAAGUCAGCUUUGAUUGCAAUAAAACAGUUUUGUCUGAGUAAGCGAUAAGUAACUAACUGGAAGUUUAAUAUUGAAAGUACCAUUGAAGUUUGGUUCUGUCCCUCCUUCCAAAUAGUGAUGGGUUAGUGCUCAAAGGUUACAAGCAAGCAAAUGCAUCUCCUCACCCCUUCUCACCAGCUCCUGGUAAACAUUUCUCCCUCUUCUGCUUUAUUAUUUUCAUGAUUUUUUUUUUUCCCCCCCAGCCCGUUCUGCCCUAUGAAUAUGUCUUACAUUUUGAACUAAGGGUGCACUUUAUAUAUUUUAUCUACUUUGGUUGUUGCGCUUGGUGAAUUUGGAGAGCGUGGGUGUGCGUCCAAUGCGGCCAGACUGUCAUAGAUUCUAUUACUGUAUAAUUUCUCAGCUUGGUGGUGAGUGACGGUAUGAGGAGAGAACGACGUUUUUAAAACUGGCGAGGAUGUAUAGACUUUCUAGCACAAGCUGUAUAUAGUGGUUUACAUACUGCGCUCGGUCCGGCUCGGAUUUGUGGGUUCGUUUUGUUUUUUAAAGGCCAAAUCAUGUUUCACCUUGUUCCAAACAAAACAAAAGAAAAAAAAAAGUCUAUGUUAGAACAGCUUCUUAAAUGCACAAAUGUUGGAAAUAAUAUAAAUCUGCUGAAAGAGAAUAGAAUUAUAGAAUAAUAAUAAUAAUAAAGCUUGGUAUUUUCUCCAGAAACUCCAUAUUUCUUGAUUAUGGAGUCACCGUUAUGUGGAAUAACAAAAAUAGUCAAGUUCUUGUUAUAUUUGAGAAAAGUUAUAGGCUUUUUUUCUGUAGCUUUUUACUUUGUGAUGUCAGAUAAAGAUGAUCAACAGAGAGAUUUCUCCUCGUCUCCUGUUUAAACAGCUACCAGAGAAAUGAAGGUCAAACUAACUUAAACAGGACUUGUUCAGUUGUGUGAAUCCAAGGGCGUUCAAGUUCGAGCUGUACGUGUAUAUUAGUUUGCUGUAAAUAGUCUGAUGCAUGUUCUAUUCUUUCCAUGAAGCUCCAGCAGAAACAUGUAUAGCAGUGUGUGAUACGGUGUCGGGAUUAAGAUAAGGAGACUACUGCUGUCCCCGAACUGUCAUCAUUCUCCUUCAGCCUCAACAGACGAGUAAAAGAUUUCCUUUAUUUUAGUUUUUAACGUAUUUGCUUGCUGAGCAGAGUUCUCUUGUCUGUAAAUGUGAGCUUUCAGAUCGCUGUGAUAAAGUUUCAUUAAAAAUGUUAAAAAAGAAUGUGUUUUUAUCUCAUGAUAACUGAUUGUAACAUGUACAGUCCAAACUAUGUAUUAAAAAAAAGAACAUAUUUAUAAAUGGUUAUAAACCGAAACACGUCAUGCAUGUCAGUCAUUUAUUUUUUGACUUGUCGAUUGCAUAGAUAUGGUAAAAAGAUGUUAAUCUGCAUGCGCUAGAAUAUCAAACUCAUGAAACGACAUGAAACCAAGAUUUUGCACGCCAGCAAUUCUUUCUUUCCAUAACCUGGCAAGAAAAUCUGGGCUCAAUCCUUUUGGGGAUCUUUAAAUGGAAUUUUUAAUUUGUAGACACAAAAAUCCAAAAUAUUAGUACCUCUCGAUAAAUUUGAAUAACACUGGCAUGUUUCCUCUCAAUUCAAAAAUAAAUCUUCCUAUCAAGAAAAUAAUGUUAAAACUUUGUGGAUUUGGAUUAAUGAGCUACUUUAUGUAGGAAUUUGACAGGUAAGAAAUGUUUUUUAGUUGGCUCUUCAAAGGAUUUAACUAAAUAGUCCAGAAAAUAAGCAUAAAAAACAGGUAUCCAACUGCACAGUAAAAUAGUUUUGUUUUUGUAUUUUUUUCCCCUUUUGCUGCAAAAGUAAACGACUCUGAAAAACUACAGUUUAAAAUAGCAUAGACUCAGAUAUUUCGACCACCAGGGCCUGAAAAAAAAAUAAGUGAUUGAAAUCUAACGUUUGACACAUCUGGUAUGUAUGAAGGUGCUUUUAAUUUUAAACAAUUUGACACGACGUUAAGUCGCCUUAUAUGCACGGGCCUGUGUGAGCUGCAUUAAGAGAUACUAAGGUUUUCAAAUGUAAUAGUCUUGACCCUUGUCACUUGUAAAAAAAAAAAAAAAAAUAGGACCAUAAAUGUUUGGUUCCUGUUUAACACCAUUAAACAGAAAUGUAUAUCUGAAAUUUAACAUUUAGAGUUGGAAUAUUCAGAAGUAAGAAGAGUAAAAGAUUCAAGACAGGACAACU
Messenger RNA from Gambusia affinis (western mosquitofish), 11543 nucleotides. RefSeq names its product tetratricopeptide repeat, ankyrin repeat and coiled-coil containing 2b (gene tanc2b). Bases 582 to 6959 code for a protein of 2125 amino acids. Gene Ontology annotation, biological process: regulation of dendritic spine morphogenesis. Gene Ontology annotation, molecular function: protein binding. The record is from RefSeq and is a predicted model, not a curated record. Gene Ontology annotation, cellular component: dendritic spine. Lineage: Eukaryota; Metazoa; Chordata; Actinopteri; Cyprinodontiformes; Poeciliidae. The transcript is spliced from 32 exons.